AUGGGGGUUCCGGCACUUUUUCGAUGGUUAUCUCGGAAGUAUCCUAAGAUCAUAUCACCUGUGGUAGAAGCUGAUGACCAAGAGAUUGGUAUUGGUGGUGCUGGUGCUAGAUAUGAAGAUGCUAAUCCAAAUGGCGAGGUUGAUAAUCUUUACUUGGAUAUGAACGGUAUUGUUCACCCAUGUUCUCAUCCUGAGCAUAAAAAGGCACCAGAGACGGAAGAUGAGAUGUUCUUGGAUAUCUUUGCUUAUACGGAUAGAGUUUUGAUGAUGGCGCGCCCAAGGAAGGUUUUGAUGAUUGCCGUUGAUGGUGUUGCACCUAGAGCUAAGAUGAAUCAGCAGAGAGCAAGGAGAUUCAGGUCGGCUCAGGAUGCAAAGAUUAAGGAUAUGGCUAUUGAGAAGGAAAUUAUGGAAAAGGAAGCUCGUGGUGAAAUAAUAAAUGACGCUAUAAAGGGGAAAAAACUGUGGGAUUCAAAUGCAAUUACACCAGGUACACCUUUUAUGGACCGGUUAGCCGAAGCGUUGAGGUACUGGAUUGCAUAUAAAUUGGCAAACGACCCUGGUUGGGCCAAUUUGCAAGUUAUCAUAAGUGACGCAACGGUCCCGGGAGAAGGAGAACAUAAAUUGAUGAACUUUAUACGAUCUCAACGGUCAGAUGCUCUGUAUAAUCCAAACACGAGGCACUGUAUAUAUGGGUUGGAUGCAGAUUUGAUCUUUUUGGGGUUGGCAACUCAUGAACCGCACUUUAGGGUAUUGAGAGAGGAUGUCUUUGCAAAUCAAGAGAAGCGCAUGACCAUUUCUGACCAUAUUGCUGCAUCAAGCAGCACCAGCAGAAAAGAUAAGGGUACCAAAGAAGAAGAAGAAGAAGCAAAAGAAGAAAGGGAAAAUAAAAAGCCAUUUUUGUGGUUGCAUGUUAAUGUGCUAAAAGAGUACUUGGCUGUGGAACUACAGAGCCCGCAAAUUUCGUUUCCAUUCGACUUGGAACGUGCUAUCGACGAUUGGGUUUUCAUUUGUUUCUUUGCAGGAAAUGAUUUCUUGCCCCAUUUACCGAGCUUAGACGUGAGAGAUAAUGCUAUUGACACUUUGGUUAAUAGUUGGAAAAGAUGUCUUUCUAAAUUACGCGACUAUGUAACUUGUGAUGGGAUGCUAAACUUGGAAAGUGUUGAAAUAUUGUUGGCUGAUUUGGCCGUCAAGGAGGAUGAGAUUUUCCAAAAUAGAUUUAGAAUAGAACAAAGGAGAGAAGAAAGUCGCAAGAGGCGGAAAUUGGCCGAAGAACAGGACAAAGCAUUGAAAAACGUUUACUUGUCCCAAGUUUCCAAGGGAAAAGACAAGGCGCCUAUGAAAGCAGAUGUAAAUUUGCCUUUAAUGGAUACCAGCGGAAACAUUGUUGACAACUAUGCACCUUUGUCUAACAAGGAUAUAGUCCAUCAUAGAGAUACUCUUACUAUGGCAGGAAUGUCAAAUACUAAUGCUGCUGCUGCUUUGAAAAAAUUAAUCGACUCUAAAAAGAAAAAGGAACAGUUCCAAGAGGACGGUACUAAUGGCGAGACUUCCGCGGGCACUUCUGCUAUAAACACUGAUCUGGAAGAUAUAACUGAGGAAAAAAGAAAAAGGAAAUUACCAGAUGAGGAGGAACCUGAACCUGUACCUGUACCUGUACCUGUACCUGAAUCUAAAUCUGAAUCUGAACCUGAACUUGUGAAUAACGAUAUUAGAUUGCAUGAGCCGGGGUAUCAAAACAGAUAUUAUGAGGUAAAGUUCCAUUGCAAGAACGAGGGCGAGAUUGAGGAAAUGAGGAGGAAAGUGGUGAAGCACUAUAUCGAAGGGAUAUCAUGGGUUGCUUUGUACUACUAUCAAGGUUGUCCCUCUUGGACAUGGUUCUAUCCGUAUCAUUAUGCGCCUUUUGCUUCUGACAUGACAAACUUGAAAGAAUUAUUUCCAGAUGGCAUUAAAUUUGAGCUUGGAAAACCUUUUAGGCCCUAUGAACAAUUGAUGUCUGUGUUGCCAGCUGCAUCAUGCCACGCUUUACCCGAAGUGUUUCAUGGCUUGAUGAAAGAUCCAGAUAGUGAGGUUAUUGAUUUUUACCCAGAGGAGUUUGAAAUUGAUAUGAAUGGGAAAAAGAUGAGCUGGCAAGGUAUUCCGCUAUUGCCGUUUAUUGACGAAGAGAGAUUAUUAACCGCAGUUCAGGGAAAGUAUGGAGAAUUAACAGAAUACGAGUCAAACAGAAAUAUCAACAAGGAAGCGGAACUUUUUAUUUCAAAUCACAAUAAGAAUUACAAAAGGUUUAUUGAAGCCUUUUUCGAACAGCUGGAGACUAAGAUUGUUUUCAACUGUGCGAAAAGUGGUUUAGGUGGUGUCGCAAUUAAACUCGAAGGGUUUGAGCCAAUGGGAGUAUUGAAUUAUCCGCUCAAAGAGGGCAAUAUGCCUGAUAUUAGCAAAAAGGAGUACUUACAAGUAGAGUAUCAUUUUCCAGAAAAGAAAAAGGGAAAGUCGAUGCUUCUAACGGGAUACAUAUCGGCAAACAAAGUGUUGACUGUUGCAGAUAAAAACGAUAUUAUUUAUAAAUCAAGUUCCAACGAUUACGGCAGAGGACUGGGAAAUUAUUAUAAUGGUAGUAACAACAACAAUUUCGGCUUCCGAUCUAAUGACUAUGUCAAUAACGGACCUGCUGGUAGAGAGAUUUUCAAGACAUAUAGUAUGCGAAGAGGUGGAUAUAGAUCCUAUUCGAAACCAGUAUCAGCAAAUGCAACCGCAGUCGGGACAGGGGUAUUACAGAAACACAGUGCAUCACCCCAACCAGCAGGUAUACCAGCAACCAUUUCUACAAAACCAUCGACAAUAUUAUCAGAAUCAGAAUCAGAAUCAAUAUCAGAAUCAAUAUCAGAAUCAAUAUCAGAAUCAAUAUCAGAGCCAGUAUCAGAAUCAAAAUCAAAAUCAAAAUCAAAAUCAAUAUCAGAGCCAGUAUCAGAAUCAGAAUCAAAAUCAAUAUCAGAACCGUAA
This is a messenger RNA of Lodderomyces oxycetoniae, 2997 nucleotides long. It is a transcript of the gene RAT1, whose product is annotated as ssRNA exonuclease. The coding region runs from base 1 to 2997 and encodes 998 amino acids. The transcript has 2 exons. Gene Ontology annotation, molecular function: 5'-3' RNA exonuclease activity; nucleic acid binding. NCBI's taxonomy places the organism in Eukaryota, Fungi, Ascomycota, Pichiomycetes, Serinales, Debaryomycetaceae. Gene Ontology annotation, biological process: nucleobase-containing compound metabolic process. The record is from RefSeq and is a predicted model, not a curated record. Gene Ontology annotation, cellular component: nucleus.